Messenger RNA from Filobasidium floriforme, 1041 nucleotides. RefSeq lists its product as uncharacterized. The transcript has 6 exons. Bases 1 to 1041 code for a protein of 346 amino acids. The record is from RefSeq and is a predicted model, not a curated record. NCBI's taxonomy places the organism in Eukaryota, Fungi, Basidiomycota, Tremellomycetes, Filobasidiales, Filobasidiaceae.
AUGUCCACUCCUGCUACUCCGGCUACUUCCCACUGCUCCAAUGCCUUCAAGGCGGAAGACGAUUCUCUAGGAAUCCGCGACCUCGAAUUGUGCGAGCCGGUCAAAAACUACUCCUUGCAGGCGGGCUUUAAUACCCCAGAGCAAAUGAAGAUCUCGGUAACCGGAGCAAUGAACAACCUGCAUAAGUUUACUCAGGGAGAAACCAAGCUCAAGAUCGCCGGUAUGGUAUUCCAGACAAUGAGCAAGGGUUAUGUCCUUUUGGAAGGUCAUGACUGUGACAAGAACUACGCCAACUUGCAAAGACCCUUGCUUGGCAAAUUCAAGAGGUUUGACAAUUUCUUACCGGAUCACUGGCAAAUCGACUUUGUCGUCAAAUUCAAGAAGGCAACGGACAAGAAGGCAACGGAGGUUGCAGAAAAAAUUGGAGGUGAUGCUCAAAGGUGCGAUCUCAAGCACAAAGGGCGGACGUUGAUGCUGCAGAUCUCUGCCGCUCGUUUCAACCUUGACGACACAUUCAAGAGCCAUCUGUUCACCAUUGAGAACGAAAUCACUCGAAUCAUCCCUGCCAAUGCGCCCAAAAAACUCAUCGGACAAUACACCAAGGAGGAGAUCUUGGGCAUGAAGCGAGAACAGAGCAAGAACAGCCAUGUGGCCGAUCUGCCUGAGUCAAAGAAACUCCCUCCGAGCAUCAGCUUCUCCCCGUCUCUCCCUCCGAGAAUCAGCUUCGCCCCGUCGGAGCUGCAGCGCUACAUCAGGCCCAAGCCGUCGUUGCUGCUGCCUUUGUCGCAGGAGGUCUUUGUCCCCUUGCACGGUAUGCCAUCUUACCCGGGACCGUCAUCGAUCACUGCUCCUUUGAAGCUGGCGUCGAGUCCUACCCCUGAUACCGCCGUUGAAGUCAACAAGGACAUCAAGAAAUUGCUCAAGGCCAGUCCCUUGAAGCCCUCAAAGCCCUCGAAGCCGCCCAUCAACAGGCAGAUCGUGAUCCAGAUGUUGGAUGAUGACAUCGAUGCACUUGAGGUUGAGAAAGAGGCAAAUUGCUAA